Neolamprologus brichardi is the source of this 2850-nucleotide messenger RNA. The record is from RefSeq and is a predicted model, not a curated record. Lineage: Eukaryota; Metazoa; Chordata; Actinopteri; Cichliformes; Cichlidae.
CUCGUCAGACAAAGCUGGAGGAUAGAGGGGAAAUGGAGUGGUUUUGGUUGUGGAGGAUUUUAAUAGUAGUGCAAGUUUUUCACGCGUGUUUGGCCGGUGCUUCAGGCAACCAGUGGAAGAAAAUUAAAGAAAGGAUAUCGGAUACUGUUAAAGGGUACACUCCAUGUGAAUCUGUCAACUGCAGCUGCCACCUAAGUGUCCUACAGCAUGGUUUGCAGACCUUUAAAGGGGGGAUUUCACAGGAUGUCAUGGCUGCUACGGUUCAGAGAGGAGUGGGAACCCACUACCAGAUCAUUGGGCACAAGCUGUACAGGGAGCAAAACUGCAUGUUCCCUGCUAGGUGCAGUGGGGUGGAGCACUUCAUACUGGAGGUGAUUGACAAGCUGCCUGACUUAGAGAUGGUUGUAAAUGUGAGAGAUUACCCUCAAGUCCCCCACUGGGUGCAGCCAACCCUGCCAGUCUUCUCUUUCAGUAAGACCUCAGACUACAACGACAUCAUGUACCCAGCAUGGACAUUUUGGGAAGGCGGACCUGCUGUGUGGCCCAUUUACCCCACCGGACUGGGAAGAUGGGAUCUGAUGAGGGAUGACCUUAAAAAAUCUGCAGCACAGUGGCCAUGGAAGAAGAAAGAGUCUAAAGGAUUUUUCAGAGGUUCCAGAACCAGCCCUGAGCGCGACCCUCUCAUCCUUCUGUCCAGAGAAGCUCCAGAGCUGGUAGAUGCAGAAUAUACAAAGAACCAAGCCUGGAAGUCUGAGAAGGUCAAUCACACUGACACCACACCACAGUAUUUGUUCAACUUCCGUGGUGUGGCAGCAAGUUUUCGCUUCAAACAUCUCUUCCUGUGCGGCUCCUUGGUGUUUCACGUGGGAGACGAAUGGCAGGAAUUCUUUUACCCUCAGCUCAAACCCUGGGUCCACUACAUCCCAGUCAGGCAGGAUCUGUCGGAUCUCAGGGAGCUGCUCCAGUUUGUUAAAGAGAACGAUGCCAUCGCGCAGGAAAUAGCUACAAGGGGGAAGGAGUUCAUCCUCAACCACCUGCGAAUGGAAGAUGUUUCCUGCUACUGGGAAAGACUUCUGACCGAGUUCAGCCAGCUUCUCACCUACAAACCCCAAAGAAAGAACAGCUACAACCAGAUAGUCCACCGAGCCAGCAAAACAGAGCUGUAAGACAGACUGUGUGGGACCAGACUGUGAAGAUUCUGACUGUAACUGAACCAGGGCGUACGGUUUCCUUUCAAGCAGCACUGUGUCAUGUUGUUAGUAUUCAGUUUUUAUUUACCGAUCUGAAGUCUGACGCUUUAAGGCUGUCUUCAUGUAUUUGUGUUUAUUACAGUGUUUGAGACCAAUGACCCACAUGUCCACCAGUUAGUGGGCUUAGAUUACACAGCUGUACAAGCAGCUGACUGUAGAUGCUGCCAGUAAUUAAUCUGUGCCCACAAGAGUCUAUCAGUAUAUUUUGAAAGAGGGGGAAAAGUGUGCACACUGUUUCUCUGUGGUGUACAUUCUUCCAUCAGAUCACGUGACUGACACGUCUCUCUAAAAGAGCCAGCAUUUGCAAGAGUACACUAAGGAUCCCUCGAUCAAUAAUUCUUGUGAAAUUUUCCUUUUGUUCAUGAAGAAUCUUCAGGUGCCACUAGGGGGCUUAUGUGCCAAAGUCCUUACUGAUCACUCUGGUUUGAUGAGUUCAGUACUUCCAGAUGUGACGACUGUUUUUGCGCCUGUUAUCCAUCUAACCAGCACAAGUGCGUAACUAUAACGCAUGUUUAUAAGCCACUAAAGAGGCAAUCCAUUAUUUUAUACAUCAGUUUAUUUUUAUUUGUCAAAAAGUUAUAGCUGUGAUUGUUAUUUUGAUUAUAUUAUAGUGACAUUAUCAAGGUUAGUGGAAAUCAUGAUGUAAAGGAAAAUCCGAGGGAUUGUUGGUGGAUAUCAGUUUGGGAGUAACUUUUAUAACUAGAUUACAUGUGAAUAUUUAGACUCUGUAGGCGAGAGGCAAGAAUUUUGGUACUAGAAGCUUUCUGGUUUGUGUUUUGUUGUCCAGUUGUGGUUUUUGAGCAAGCUUUGGUUGCAUGCAGGUAACUUGUCCAUGUAGAGAGCAAAAGAGCAAUUACUCCUACUGAUGGGCUCAUAGAUUGGUCUGACAGUUGUUUUUAUUGAAACUAAAACUUUAAUUCUCCAGGAAAGGAUCAUAAUGGAAAUAUAAUGCACUCCUGUCUUUAAGUCAUUGAAAACUGUAAUGGAAAUGGACGAAGGGUGUUCAGAUAUUUACAAAAGAUGUGUAAUUAUUAAGUGGUAGUUAAGGAUACCAGGUUUACCAUGUUGGGAUAAUUUAAUGAACAACAAAUAGUUUGAUAUUAAAUGAAUCUAUGUUUAGUACAGUUAGUGAAAAUAAUGUGUAGUAGUGGCUAAAACUGGUAAGAUGAAUGUCUGAGGAUCAUGUGGUAGUAGAGUUUCUUCUUUGCCACCAGUGAAGUUGAUUGCAAAGCUUUGGUAAAGAUAAGUUUUGUUACACUGCCCUCUACUGGGCAACUGGAAAAACUCUAGACUUUUACUAAGUUUCAUGAUAACCGGAAUGCAAAUCAUUAGCUAUAUCAGUCUACAUUUCACCGCCAUCGAUUUUAUAACAUAGAUAGAAGGACACUUUCUUUUACACAAAGUGCCAGCAGUGAGCAAUAAUAUUCAGAGUAACCACUUUGUUUACCAUUUCUGAUAAAGCUGCCUUGAUAUCAAGACAUUAUAGAUGAUGUAACUGAUACAUGAUCAUGUUGAAUAUGUUGUAGUAUUCGGUUAUUUGAGGAAAAAAAGAAGCUGAGAUGAUGUGUCUGGUCAUAGUGUUUGUUUUUAUUUCAAUAAA